Funneliformis caledonium is the source of this 559-nucleotide messenger RNA. The record is from the annotation of a GenBank genome assembly. NCBI's taxonomy places the organism in Eukaryota, Fungi, Glomeromycota, Glomeromycetes, Glomerales, Glomeraceae.
UAUACCUUAUACUCUAACUUCUACCGUUACCUUUGGGCUUAGUGAAACAGCUAUCAAAAUUUUAAAGAAAGAAGAGCUUAAUGGUAGGGACUUCUUUAACAUGACCAAAGAAAAGUAUAUGCAAGAUGGUUUAGUAAGAGGAUCUGCUAUAAGACUUAUGAAGUUCGCUAAAGAGUAUAAGAAUAAGAAGUUGAAGGCCUUUUCAAUAUACUGCAGUUUAAAAGAAAUUCUGAUUCAAGAUUUCAAUAAGCACUUAGGACAUUGUGUAGAGAAUAUUUUAUUCAGGAUGAAGCAUUACAGGUCUUUGGUUAUAGAUAGCUUAGAGUUUAUAUGCAAUGAUUAUGUUUUGGCUAUACUUUAUAUAGCUUUCCAUAUCGCAGAAGAUGAAACAACUCUUAUGAAACAAACAGGAGGAAAAAAUGAAAACGUAAAAUUUCUCAGUGAUAUGAAAAAUGUCUUGAGUAUAGUAGUUAGAAUGUUAGUAGAUAAGGCAAGUGCAGAAAAUGAAUCUUUCUCAAAGAAAAAAGCUAAAGUGAAGGAAUAUCGAUCGAAAAAAUAA